UUUUUGCCAUGAGCUGUAACAAUGAUCUGGAAUCGCCAUUUAUUAAGACCAUAAACUGGAAUGUCUUGAUACUCAGGAAAGCGUGGCGAGCGGGCAUGGGAGCGGAAUCGCCCAAACUCCGAAACUGCAAAUAUUAAGAAGCCAACUCAGCUCAGCUUAGCUCAGAGUCCGGAGGAGAAACAAGAAGGCAACUCCAGAUUUAAUACGGACACUGGUGACAUCUACCGGCUCACUCUUCUUUACGAAUUCAUGCGCUUAUUCUUUCCUCUCCGGUGGCUGCUAUUGAAAGGCGGGCAGGCGCUUGGACACAGGUGCUUCGGACGCUGCGGCGGGCUUGGCGGCUGAGCAUCUCCCGGCCCCUCUCGCCAUGAAAAAGGCUGGCUUGGACAACCCGGCUUUCCAGACCUCCAACCCGGAUCUUCUCGACCCGCAACUCCCCUCGGUCUCCCCGAGUAUCUUGCAGUCGCAGAGUUUUGAUCCGGACGACCAACUCUGCGGGAUCGGCCGGUGCACCCCUCGCGCCCUGCAGGUCUGCAACAACGUCAAAGGCUAUUUGGUCUUCUACAGCCUCCUCUCCGUCUUCCAAGGGAUUAUUGUAAAUGGAUUGAUAAAUGUGAGCAUUUCUACCAUUGAGAAGCGUUAUGAUUUGAGCAGUUCCCUCACUGGCGUAAUCUCUGCUGGUUAUGACAUUUCAUUCUCCGUGUUAUGCCUUUUUAUAUCCUUCUAUGGUGAAAGAGGUCACAAACCAAGAUGGCUGGCUUUGUCCUCUUUUCUGAUCGCUUUAGGAGCAUUAGUAUUUUCUUUGCCACAUUUUACUUCUGAACCAUACACAUAUGGAGAAAAAGCAGAAGACAUCUGUCCAGUACCUCUUUCUGGAGGCCAAACCAUCUCCUGCCGCCCUGGCAGCAGAUCAAAACUUUCCAACUACUUCUACGUUUUCUUGCUGGGUCAGUUCCUCUUAGGAGCAGGUGGAACUCCUCUGUACACACUGGGCACAACUUUCAUCGAUGAUAGUGUCCCAAAGCACCAAGCUUCAGUCUAUAUAGGAAUUGGAUAUGCCAUGUCAUUGCUGGGUCCUGCCAUUGGCUAUGUUUUAGGAGGACAGUUGCUGAAUAUCUAUGUUGAUUUCAAUCGUAAUAUAAGUGUAGACCUCACUCCAGAAGAUCCACGCUGGGUUGGAGCUUGGUGGAUAGCCUUUGUGAUAUGCAGCUUCUCUACGUGCCUUUUAGUAGCACCAUUUUCAUAUUUCCCAAAGCAUUUGCCAGGUACAAGCAAAAUACGAGCAGAGAAGAUUUCUGAAGCACAUCAUAACGGAAAACAGAUGUGUGAAUAUACUGGGAAGAGUAUUAAGGACUUUCUUAUGAUUCUUUGGAUGCUGCUGAGGAAUCCCGUGUUGAUGUAUCUUGUAAUAGCAGCUGCGUUAGAAGCUUUAGUCGCUACUGGUUUUGCAACUUUCUUGCCUAAAUUUAUAGAAAAUCAGUUUGGAUUUACAUCUAGCUAUUCAGCUACCUUAGGAGGACUUGUCUUAAUCCCAGGAGCAGCACUUGGCCAAAUCAUUAGUGGUACCUUAGUUUCUAAGCUCCAAAUGAAUUGCAAAACUAUAAUCAAGUUUAUUAUUGUUACUUGUACUAUAGCACUGCUAUUAAACUUGGUGUUUGCAAUUGCUAAAUGUGGGAAUGAACCAUUUGCUGGUGUUUCUGAAACUUAUAAUGGGACAGGCAUGUUAUCAAACUUAACAGCACCCUGCAAUGCCCAUUGUAGAUGUUUGCGUUCAGAUUUUUUGCCCAUCUGUGGUGCAGAUGAAGUCCAGUAUUUUUCUCCAUGUUAUGCAGGAUGUACUGCUAUUGUUCCUCAGAAGCAUGGAACGAAGCACUACAGCAAUUGUUCCUGUGUUAUGAAUCCCAUAGUUGAAAUUCAGAAUACCUUCCACGGGGCCACUUCUGGAAAAUGUAAAUCUAAAUGCAAAGUCCUACCUUGGUUCCUUAGCUUCUUCUUUUUUGCGGUUGUUUUUACUUUUAUGGCAGUUACACCAACAACUGUGGCCAUUCUCAGAUGUGUGCCAGAAAAUCACAGAUCAUUUGCUUUGGGUGUUCAUAUGCUCUUUCUACGAAUAUUAGGCACUAUUCCUGGCCCAAUCCUUUUUGGUAUCUCAAUAGAUGAUUCUUGCACUCUCUGGUCUGUAGAUAAAUGUGGACGUAAAGGAGCAUGUUGGACCUAUAACAACAACAAAAUGGCAUAUUUGCUAUUUGGUAUAAGUGCAUGUUCCAAAGCAGUUUCUUUAAUUUUUACUAUCAUAGCAUGUGUGUUAUAUAAGCCUCCCCCAGAUAUUAUUGCAGAUUCGAAAACACAAGAUCAAACAAGCACUUCAGUACGUCUUUAAAUGAGGAACAACUAUUCUUUCAAGAGACAGUCAAAGAAAAAAUCUAAGUGAUGUCCAAUGGCAGCUGUAACUUCUGAGUACCAGCACUGGAGGACUCUGAGCAAGUCAUUUAAUUCUUUUUAAAAAAAUAAAUACACUUUUACUUUAAAUCCAUUUUACUUCAAGUGCACCUCAGUCACAUGAGACUUUUUUCUCUCUCAAGAGAAUAGUAUGAUUUUUGCAGCCAGCAACCAGUCCACACAAACAAGCAAAGCCUCAUCCAUGAGAUGCAGGCAGCACACAAAAUCACACACCCUCCAGUCCGUGGAAAAACCUCUCUCCACGGAACCAGUCCCUGGUGCCCAAAAUAUUGGGGACCUCUGGUGUAGAAUGUGUAAAUGUUUUAACCAAAAAGUCAUCUUUAGCAACUCAUUUAAUUGGUUGUAGGAAAAUAAAGAUUUCCAUGGGAUAUGAAAGUACUUUGAUAAGAAAUGGUGUCUUCAAUUUUGGCCUGUAAUGGGCAAGCUCAGUUUUUCAGUCUGAGUGCCACUAUCUUUACCUGUUAGGAUUGAGGACUCUGAGAAGAUUAUGGGCCAGGAUAAAAACAAAAUGAAAUAAAAUUAAAUCUGUUAACAGGAUUACUAAUCAAGUAGUUAAUAUUUUUUUCACAUUAAUACAUUUUAAAAUUAUGCUUUUGUGUAUUUUAUUUACUUUCCUAUUUCUACUCUGGUACGUACGCAAAGGCAGCUUUCAAAAUUAAUGUCCCCACCACAAAAUACCAGCUUGCCCAAGAUUAAAAACAUUUGCUAAAAUUAACCUUAGCUUGUGCACUUAAACCAUUGAACAAUUAAUUUUCUAAAUACUGAAAGAGUGGAGACCAGGUAUUAUUCCCAAGAAAAUACACUGUAUAAUGUGGGAACGACACAGAAGGGAGAUCCAAUUUUACAAGCUAUAAAAAUUGGUCUUUUAAAGCUCAUUUUCAGAAGAGCAGUCCUUCAGAUAGUGAGAUCCUAAGUUCUUUAGGAUUUGGGGGAUCAAUGCCAACACUUUGGGGUGUUGGAUUAGAAGACCCCCAAGGUCCCUUUCAAUUCUGUUAUUCUGUUACUUUAAAUUGUUUCUAGUAACAAACAACUGGCCCUGUACAGAUAUUUUGGUAUAGGUAUCAUAUAAAGCUUGAAGCAUAUACCAGAAUAGCUUAGUUGUCAGAGCUUUUUUGCUCCAAAUGCAAUUUCUGCAUAUUUUUCAGAGGUAGGCCCACAUUAAGUAUAUGGGGAUAGUCACGAUAGGAUAUAAUCAAGGCAUGGGUAGUCAUCAUUAAAUCUGACUGGUUCAAAACAAGUUCCAGCUGAUAUUUAGGUGUAAUUAUUCAGAAAUGCUAUUUACCUCAGCUACGAUGUAUGAAUCCAAUGAUAGCUGAGAAUCAAGGACCAUUCUCAAAUAGAAAACAAUUUUCCCCCCUAUGGGAAGUGAAUUCCAUCUGAAAGAUGCUGAAUCUCAACUCCCACGUAAAUUUUCCUACUUACCAACAAUAUCACCAUGUCCUCUUAAGUUUUAUUUCAGCAUAUUUUUCCUCAUCCAACUGUCUUGUAUUCUUGGAGUUGAGUGAGAUAGGUGAGGAUGUUUUAGGUUAAUCAGCAUGACACCUCUUCGAAAAUUUCACCUGAAUUUCUCCAAGAUAGAAUCCUGAGGAUUAUCAAAGAUUGUCAGCCCUGGUACUGAACAGUAGUCCCCCAACACUAGAUUCUGUUCAUGGCCUGAUAGUAUUAGAGCUAUUAUAAAGUGAUGCCUUCAUGGCCAGUUCUGCCAGGCAGCUAAAAGGAUAUCAGGAGAUCCAAGAACUCUGGCAGAGUUUAUACUGUUUUCUUUCAGCUUCUGACAUGAGUCAUCUACCAAGGGAACUAGUAUAGUUUCCUUAUUAUGACCAACUGAAAGACUAAUUCAUACAGAUGUAGAAAAUUAGUACCAUUCACAUUUGUCUGAAAUUGCAAGGCUGCUAUUUUCUUGAUCACCUUUCCUGAAACUAGAAUAUUUAAGAAUGAUCUAUAAUUGUACAGAUCUCUCAUGUCAAGGAAUGUUUUUAUUAAUAAAAGCAUUAUUACUUCCUCUUGCAAAGAGAUACAGAUCACUUCCUCUAAGGAUUGAUCCAUUUAAUCAAUCAAGAAGAAGUCAAGGAUUAUUAUGGUCAAUUUAAUCAUCUGGAGGUACAAAUAACAGAUUAAGCUAUUGCUAGGUUACAGCCCUAAGACUUGUACUAAAGCUGGUAUUAAAACUAAGACAGAUCUAAUCAACUCGACUCACUAAGAACAAUGGAAGUAGCCCACAUUGAGCCAGUUACUGUUCCACCACACUCAGCAAUUGAUACUGCAUUCACCAGCUCUAUUCAAAGUGGGUCUUGGGCCAUUUCCAAGGACUUGAUGGGCUGUGACUAAGACUUUCAGCACUGACAUAUUAAUUCAGCACUCAUAGCAUUUCAAGUAUUUCCUUGAUUCAUAAAUGCUAAGUGACAUUUUGGCCUAUAUUUAUAAGAAAUCUCUGGAUGCAGGUAUCAUGAGAGACCAUUGUUAUUUACAUUUAUGAAGCAUGGAGUACAUACUACACUGCUAUAGUGCUCAUCUAUUUGUUCUGUUUCAUACUGUUACCUGAGAAUUGUUUGGAUUGUCAGUAGCAAAUCAGCUAUUGGGAGUUCUAAUUGCAACAUGUAAGCAAGAUAAUAAAUCAGGGAAAGCAGCUAUAACUUAAUCAACCCCACUCUCUCUCUUCAUGUGUGUAAGUAUGUGUAUGUGUGUAUGUGACAAAAUGGUUUAUUACUUUAAAGAAAAUUUAUAAAAAGAAUUUCCUUUUCCAGUGCUCAAUGAAUACUAGUCACUGUAGUGUGAUAAGUGAUUUUGUAAUGGUUACAUAUGUUCUCAAUAUUUUUUUGAGAAUAUGGGUUUAUUAUAUUAACAGUUAACUCUGUGGAUAGUUUUGUAACAUCAUUGAAAAAUGAAAAGAUGGAGAAAGAAAACCAUCUAACCUCAUUUUAAGCCACUUAAAAUAUGUGGAAGUGCCUUCAAUAUUUGAACUUUGGGGUAUGUAGUUGGUGGCUGCUCCAGAUUCUUAAAUUUCAGAGAUUUGCAUUUGACUUCUGCAUAUAAAUGUGAUACUGUACUUUUCAAACUGCUUUGGAGCUCCCCCUUAUGAUUUAGAAAAGGUACUUUAUUUUGUUUCAAAAUUGUUCUUUUUAAAAUUGCUUACUUGAAAGCAGCAGACAGUUCAUUAUUAAUCUUGUUAUGCACAUUUUUCUAUAGAGACUAUUUUUGUCUGUGUUUUAAACAACUUUAUUUCAGAAUAUUUAAAUUUCAUAAAUGUACGGAAGUUUAGUUAUAAAUACAUAGAUAAUAAUUGAUUAAACUCACAUGCUGCCCAACUCUCAACUACUGUGAAUAGAAGGAAUACUGUAAUAUAUUUUGGCUUGCCUUACCCCAAUUUAUAUAUCAAUUUAGCCACUCUGCACAUUUGAUAAAUUGAGUUGCAGCCAAGAAAGCUUCUUCCUUUUAAUAAAAUGUUUUAGUUGGAAAAGGUGCUACCAAACUCCUGAUUUUUGUCACCAUAGCCCAAUAAAGGUUUCCUUUACAAAAUAAUCAGAUUGUAUUGCCAGAAAAUCAUCUGUGAAUAUGAAGACAUUCUGUCUUCCAUAGGAAACUUUUCUAGCUGCAGUCAAUAAGUUUCCAGGAUGCAACUCCUAGGCUUCUGCUGAAUGCCGGCAUGUAAGCAUGUCAGGAAUAUAUAUUUUUGAAACAAGACAUAAAAGGCAAUAUUUUAUGCAAAUAAUCUGAACUGACAGCAUUCAGUUGUGUCUAAAUACUUUUGCACAAUAUUUUAAAUGAAAGAGACAUUUAUUUUAGAUAAUUGUACAAUGUAAAUGAUUAUGAAAAUUUACUUUGUUCAGUGAGAACCUAUGUAAUUUAUUUAUAUUGAGUAAAGCACUUUUCAAAGUUGAUAUUACUGCA
Molecule: messenger RNA, 6348 nt
Organism: Crotalus tigris (Tiger rattlesnake)
Lineage: Eukaryota; Metazoa; Chordata; Lepidosauria; Squamata; Viperidae
Gene: SLCO4C1
Product: solute carrier organic anion transporter family member 4C1
Exons: 14
Coding region: 368-2380 (670 amino acids)
Biological process (GO): sodium-independent organic anion transport; transmembrane transport
Cellular component (GO): membrane
Molecular function (GO): protein binding
Source: RefSeq, a predicted model, not a curated record